Molecule: messenger RNA, 2202 nt
Organism: Ambispora gerdemannii
Lineage: Eukaryota; Fungi; Glomeromycota; Glomeromycetes; Archaeosporales; Ambisporaceae
Source: the annotation of a GenBank genome assembly
AUGAAAGCCGAAGUACGGGGAUUACUAGGCGUGUUGUCCAAGUACCCGGAAAACACAAUAGGGAUCUUUGUGGUUCCUUCUAAAACUGAAAAUUACACCCGGAGAGCAGUUGAGGAGGCAGAAAGGUCUAAAUUUAAAAUAUUAUUAACAGACAAAUAUGACAUCUGCCAUGCAAUCAAAAUUCAUUCAGAAGAUUAUGUAGAAGAAACUAGUUAUAUUCGAUUUGGCAUGGCCGAUCCUGAGGAUGACAAUGAAUUUGAUAAUUAUUCUUUAACGAAUGAUGAAUAUAUUUCAACUGAGCAAGAAUCAAAUUCAUUUGUUUCUACCAAAACAAAAGAAACAACAUGUAAAAUUGUUGAUAAUAAUGGAAAAGUCUGUUUAAAAACUUAUGCACACGGUUCAACUACUUCAAAUAUGAUCUAUCAUUUGACUAGAAAACAUGGAAUUGUAGAUUCUAGCAGUAAUACGGCAAGUACCAAAAACAAUCAAAUGGACAUCCAAACAAGUUUUCAAGCACUCCGAAAAAAGAAAAAAAAAAGUAUUGAAUACGAACAAAUUCAGCAAAAUCUUGCUGAAUUUAUUAUCGAAGAUAAUCAACCGUUUUAUAUAUUACAAAGUCCAGGUUUUCGAAAGUUAUUACAAUCAUUGGAUGCCAAUUUCGAAAUUCCAUGUGAUAAAAUGAUAAAACUCUUGAUUACAAAAGGAUAUAAUUGGAGCUGUGAUCAACUCAAAAGUUUACUUCAAGCAGAUUCUAUUUCCGUAAGUCUUACGACUGAUUUUUGGACAUCUCGAAGUGGACACGGUUACAUUGGAAUUACUUGCACAUGGAUUAGCAACAAUAUGAUGAUGUGUGAAGCAUUGCUUGAUUUAAAACAAGUACCAUACCCGCAUACUGGAGAAAAGAUAGCUUUAUUAUUGCAAGAAUCGAUCAAAGAAUGGAAUUUGGAAAAAAAAACAAUAGCAAUUACUACAGAUAACGCAUCAUCUAUGGUCAAAGCACUUCGGUUAAUACCUGGUAUUAAGAGAAUUCCAUGCACAGCACAUACUUUACAAUUAACAGUUGGUAAAGGAUUAGCUUCAGUUCAACUUCUUAUAUUGCGAGCCAAGCGUCUUUUGGAUUUUUUUAAUCAUUCUCCAAAACAAAUGGAAAAGUUACAUCAAGCGCAAAAAGAUCUUAAUUUUGAAAAAAUUAAUUCUACCAUUUGUGAUGUAUCUACCCGAUGGAAUUCGACUUUUUUGGCUUGGGAUCAUCUAAUUGAUUUGAAAUGCGCUAUUUCAUAUUUGCCAGGACGUAUGCAAUCUGAUUUGGAUAAUCAAGUACGAUUAGAUGGAAAAUGUCUUGCAAAGAUUAUGCUAACAAUGGACGAAUGGAAAUUAAUAGAAGCUCUUCUUGAAGUACUUGAAGAUUUUCAAGAGUUAACAACAACAUUGAGCGGUGCUAAAUAUCCAACUCUUAAUUUAGUUUACCCACAUGUUAAAGCCAUUUUUGAAGAAUUGGAAGUUUUGGAUGUCUUGGAUGAUUUGAACAUUGAUUUGACCGUCAACGAAAUUUCUAUUCCAGUUUUGAACAACAAUACAAAUACGAUUUUUAACGAAUUACCUAAUUUGAAUUGCAAGAAACCAAUAAUAUUGAAAUUAAUGACUAUCAAGAAACACCAAUUGUCUCUCAAACAAUAUUGGCAAUUUGACAAUGAGUUGUCUUUUGUAAGUUGUUUGUUAGAUCCUCGUGUUAAAAAUCUAGGAUUUUUAACCUCUGCACAACAAAUCGAAACAUGGAAUUUAGUUCGAAGUAUUUAUAAUGAUGAAUCACAAAUCAUUCCAACUUUCAACUCUCUCAUAACGAAUAAUCAAUCAAGCGAAAGUACUCAAGAAUUUGACGAAAACAGCAAUCGACGCCGCCGAAAAGGAAAACUUAGUGACAAAGUGUAUAAGAUAACCCCCAGUAAUAUUUCAUUUAUAAAUGAUGAAAUUACUCAAUAUGAUGAUAUGCGUCAAGUAACGCGUGAGGUGAAUCCAUUAGAUUGGUGGAGAAUACGAAAAAAUGAUUAUCCUAUUCUUUAUCGGCUAGCCAGAAAGUAUCUUGGAAUUUCUGGUACUUCAGUUCCUAGUGAGAGGUUGUUUUCAGAUGUAGGAAAUCAAAUAUUAGCCAAACGAACCUCUUUGGAUCCACAGCUUGUUCGGGAAAUAAUAUUUCUUAAAUGA